UUAUUGACGUUCUACUACAAUAUUUUAAUAUCACUCAAUUUGAGUCAAAUCAUUUGACUGAUUGUUAAUUUGUUAUUAUAGCUCCAUUCUAUCAACUAACUGAGACGGGGGUUUGUCGAACGAGGUUUAUUUGUGUUUUACGAUGGCGAAAGCGUUGAAGAAGCGGGCGCUUGCAGAAUAUAGCCAAACUAUUCUUGUGGAGGCUGCAGCCGCCGUAGUGCAGCCACACCCCCCAAAACGUCUCCGCCUUCGGAAGCCUGCUCGAACGGAUGGGGACGAUGGAAUCGUUCCUGCCGUGCUAGAAGAGGAGAUAUCCAACUUGGACCCUAGCCGAUCUUCCGCUGAUAACUUCAAAGCCCUCUCUAGGAUUGUGUCCUUCUUCCCAUCCACCAACGCGACGGCUGAAACACUUUUAAUGGCCAAACUGAAGACAUUGUUUCUCAAGGACAAGAAUGCUGCACUGAGAGCGAAAUGUUUGACAACUAUGCAACUCUUAAAAUUGACUCACACAGACCUUGUUGGGACGAUCGAAGAUAUUAUUCGUUUAAUUUCUAACGAGUCAUCCUCUUUGGUUAUUGUCAGCGGGCUGAAUGUCGCCAUUAAAUUAGCUACAACUUGCGAGAACCGUGGUAUAAAUUCUCGGCUUCUUUCGCUAGUUAGACGGUUCAUCAAAUCGACGGAUGCGAGAGUAAAGUGCAAGUGUCUUCAACUAAUUGCCACUCUUUCAGUUGUGGAUGAACCUGAAGGACUGGCUGACACUUUAAAAUUUGUUCAUUCCUAUUCUCAUAGUCAUGAGCCCAGAGUUAGAAGUGCUGCAUUUAAAACAAUGCUUCAGCUGCAUGAGAAGGGAACACACUUGGAUGUGUCCAUCUAUAAGGACGUGUCAAAAUAUCUCGACGACGACUAUGAGAGUGUAAGAUUGGCAGCCAUUCAGCUAUUGUGGUCAAUCAGUCAGACUAGCACAGAGCACAUGAUACCUACCCCAAAUUGCACGGGAGAAAUGAUGAGAUUGAUUGAUGAUGCUUUUGCAAAGAUAUGUCAUGCCAUUAAUGAUCCUUGCGUCCAGGUGCGAGUAUUGGCUGCAACUCUUCUCGGAAAAAUGCCACAGGUUGGACAGACUUUUUUGGACCAAACUUUGGACAAGAAAUUGAUGUCCGACAUGAGGAGAAAGAAAUCAGCUCACGAGCGACAGUGGGAAAAAGUAAAGUCCGGAGAGUGGUCGUCGGGUAAGAAGUGGGCGGAUGAUGCUCCUCAAGAAGUGAUGGAUGCUGGGUCGGUGACGUUGAUCAGCAGUGGCGCUGCUGGAGCCUUUGUGCAUGGACUGGAGGAUGAGUUCAUGGAGGUCAGGAGUGCUACUGUGGACAGUCUCUGUACGCUUGCUUUGAAGAGUCCGGAUUUUUCCAACUUGACGCUCGACUUUUUAGUGGACAUGUUCAACGAUGAAAUUGAAGAAGUGCGUCUAAAAGCCAUCGACAGUUUGAGGAGCAUAAGUAAACAUAUUGUUUUGUGGGAAGAUCAGUUGGAAACCAUUCUCGGUGCGCUCGAGGACUCCUCGAUUGAUAUUCGAGAAGGUCUUCACAAAUUGUUGGCCGUUUGCCACUUGAUGACAAAGGAUUGCGUGAAGAUGGUCUUGGACGCCGUGCUAGAUAAUUUAAAGAAAUAUCAGCAGGACAAGAGAUCAAUUUGGAAAUGCCUCGAGGGCGUGGGGCUGAAUCACCCCUGGGUCGUUCUUCCUCUCGUCCCCCAACUCCUUUCCAUGCACCCCUUCUUUGACACUUCUGAACCCGACCCAGAGGACCCCGCAUACGUUUCCGUCCUCAUCCUCGUCUUCAAUGCAGCAAAAGGAUGCAACACUAUGGCCACACUAUUUGAUGACAAAUUGUUACGCCACUACCACUACUUGAGGGAUACCCUACCCCUCCUGGUGCCAGAGUUGAAUAUUGGGAACGAUUUGCCCAAUCGUCAUGUAAUUGACAAGCCAACAGCGACUACAAGUAGCAGUGUAGUGGGUACUGCGCUUUCAUCUUCUGCGUCGAGUAGCAGCUCUGGCAGACUUGUGCUCAAUGAACUGGCAAAUAAAUUAAAAAGUGCUCAACAACUAUCUUCAGAAAUGAAGCAAAAGUUGAACAAGCUCGUUCUCAAGGAUUUCAAGAGAAUUGCUCAAGUUGACAACGAAAUUGCGGCUGUAGCAAAGUUUACGGCCUUGUACGUUCGAGCUCAACUGGUUUACUCCAAUUGUUUGGGAAGUGCUAGCUGGACUCAACUCAGUCAAAACUCGAACAACGAGCCCUUGAAACUGCAGAUCAGAUCCUUCCUGCAGCUCUGCCUUAAAAUGCAGUAUGGAUUUUCUGGGCUGACUCCACAAGAACUUGGGAUUAUCAUGCAGCUCAAGUUGAGAGCUCUAUCUUUGCAGCUGGUGUACAUUGUGCGAGGGAGUAACGCGUCGGCCCUAGCGAGCUGCCAGUUCCUUCUGGAGCAAGCGGAAGUGGUUCAAAAAUUCUUGGAAAGCAUUGGGAGCACGAUUGAGGACGAUGAGUUCACGAGGGCCAUGUUCCUCAUGCUGGAUCAAACCGAUGAUCCGAAACCAGGAACACUGGCCAAACUGCUCCUUCCAUUGUUUGACAAACCUGUCCAAUUGCUGACUUUUGCCAGUCCAAUAAAAAUGAUCAAAGCUGUAAUUGUGGAACCCACAGGCGAAUCUGAUACUCCCAUCAAAUUCACGGCUGGCUUACUAUUAGGAAUUUCACUGGAUGUUGAAAUUUACAAUCUGUCUGAUGUUUCCAAUGUUCGCGUUCAGGUCAAGUACCCAGACCAACAAAUUCAUCUAUUGUGUCCUCGAAGAAUUGAUUUUCGUCCCAGUGGAGUUGAUCAAAUUCGGCUUUUGACAACCAUUCGAAUAUCCCAUCACGCUUGGACCGAACCGUGCCCAGUGUCCAUUGCGAUAGUACUGAAUUUAUCUGGACCAGAAUCAAAUUACAAUCAGAAACUGGUACCGAAAAAUGACCCAACAUAUAUCAUCCAGCUCUGUGAAGAGAAACAAGUUCUAGUUGCUCCUAAGCCAGCCAAGAGAGGGCUUUGAAAAACAAUUAAAAAGCUAAUUAAUCUACUCAUCAUAAUUACAUUUUAAUAAAGUACCGCAGAAUUUA
Folsomia candida is the source of this 3146-nucleotide messenger RNA. RefSeq names its product integrator complex subunit 4 (gene IntS4). Gene Ontology annotation, cellular component: integrator complex. Bases 143 to 3079 code for a protein of 978 amino acids. The record is from RefSeq and is a predicted model, not a curated record. Lineage: Eukaryota; Metazoa; Arthropoda; Collembola; Entomobryomorpha; Isotomidae. The transcript has 14 exons. Gene Ontology annotation, biological process: snRNA processing.